AUGAAAGGCAAGAAACAACAAAAGGGUUUGGUGAAUUCCAAUAUGCUAUCAAAGCUCGAAGAUCCUGCGAACCCUUUAUUAGGUCCCACGUUAAAAGGUUUACAGGCUUGGGGAAUGCUGCAGAAGCAGGGAAUAACCCGAAUUUUUUAUAACAUCCUCCACAUUUUAGCUAUAUUAUUCGUUGUCAGUCAAUACGUGGAGCUGUGGAACAUUCGCUCCGAACUGGACAUGGCUUUACGGAACCUGUCAGUUUCCAUGCUAAGUACAGUGUGCGUGGUCAAAGCUGGUACGUUUGUUCUAUGGCAGUCCGAUUGGAAGAAGAUCAUUAAUUUCGUUUCUACCACGGAGAAAAAGCAAUUGUCUAAAAGGGACUCCACUACGAAAAAAAUUAUUGGCAUCUAUACCAACUAUUCUAGAAACGUCACUUACUUCUACUGGUGUUUGGUUACAGCUACAGUUUUUACAGUUAUCUUAGCACCGUUGGUUUACUUUCUGUCAUCGGCUGAAUUCCGUGUAAAGAUAAGAAAUGGGACUGUACCGUAUCCAGAAAUUAUGAGCUCGUGGGCCCCCUUUGACAAAACCAAAGGGUUCGGUUAUAAGGUAAUGGUUUUAGAGCACACUUUGAUCUGUUUUUAUGGAGGCGGCAUCGUUGCAGCAUACGACUCUAAUGCUGUAGUUUCGAUGACGUUUUUCUCCGGUCAACUCGAGCUUUUGAAAAUAAAUUGCAGUAGACUUUUUGGGAAUGGUAGUGAUUAUAUUAGUUACAAUGAAGCAGUUUCAAGAAUACGCAAAUGUCAUGAGCAUCACAUGAAUUUAUAUAAGCACGUCAAAAUAUUGGAUUCCCUACUAUCGCCGGUAAUGUUUUUAUACAUAAUUAUUUGUUCUCUCAUGAUUUGUGCUAGUGCAGUCCAGUUGACUACAGAAGGUACAACAAGUAUGCAGCGGAUAUGGAUUGCGGAGUAUUUGAUAGCUCUGAUUGCCCAACUCUUUUUGUAUUGUUGGCAUAGUAAUACUGUUUCCUUUACUAAUCUCGGAGUGGACUCAGGAGUGUAUAGCAGUGCGUGGUGGUCGCAGGGGGUGCGCGUGCGCCGCAGCGUCGCACUACUCGGUGGGCAGUUGAACAGAACGAUUGUGUUCACCGCUGGGCCCUUCACUAAGCUUACUGUGUCUACCUUUGUUAUGAUACUAAAAGGAUCGUACAGCUACUACACACUUUUAAGCAAGAAAGAAGAUUAA
Molecule: messenger RNA, 1236 nt
Organism: Zerene cesonia (dogface butterfly)
Lineage: Eukaryota; Metazoa; Arthropoda; Insecta; Lepidoptera; Pieridae
Product: odorant receptor Or2-like
Exons: 6
Coding region: 1-1236 (411 amino acids)
Biological process (GO): detection of chemical stimulus involved in sensory perception of smell; sensory perception of smell
Cellular component (GO): plasma membrane
Molecular function (GO): odorant binding; olfactory receptor activity
Source: RefSeq, a predicted model, not a curated record